UUUUUCGCGUGCGGGAUGUUUCUUGUAACGAUUGCUAUUGAUUUCAAGGGAAGAAAAUUAGCCAGUCGAAUCUGGACACCUUACGACUAUUCGUCUGCAAGUUCCUAUCUCCUUACUAACGCUUACGAAUUCAUAUCAGCGAUAUUUGCGGUUUCCGUAUCUAUUGCUUGUGAAACCCUUUACGCAGCUUUGUUACUUCACAUUUGUUGCCAGAUCGAAAUUCUUGAGCAUCGUUUUAAGACUCUCGAUGGGCAAGAAAAUUAUAUGGUGAACCAGUGUGCUUCACAUCAUCAUCAGAUAUACAUGUUUGCGAGAAGGGUUAACAAUGAGUUUAAAGGAGUUGUAUCGUGUCAAUUUUUCACUAGCAUGUCAGUGCUGUGUCUAAAUCUCUACCAAAUGAUGAAUUCAGAGAAAUUAUCAAUGUGCAUGGAAUCAGUGCUCUACUCGAUAUGCGUGUUCUCGCAGAUAUUUUAUUAUUGUUUCUACGGGAAUGUAGUCAAAGAAAAGAGUACCGACUUUCCUGAUAUAAUAUUUGGCAGCGAUUGGCCGUCGUGGAACGAUAGCUCUAAGAAGGUUUUACUGAUGGUCAUCAGGCGUUCAAGAGUACCCGUCGAAUUUACCAGCAUGCACGUGGUAUCUCUGAAUCUGAAAUCUUUUAUGUCGCUAUUGAAAACCUCUUACUCCGCGUUCAACCUGAUGCAAAGUAGCCGAUAAUUAAAAAAUAAAAAAGAGAAUGGUUUGUGAAUGAUUUCAAUGAAUACAUCGUAAUAUUACGAUGAAACUUAUAAUUGUUGACUUUGUAUUUUGGAAAAACAGAAUGCAAGCUUCUUUUACAU
Molecule: messenger RNA, 836 nt
Organism: Osmia lignaria (orchard mason bee)
Lineage: Eukaryota; Metazoa; Arthropoda; Insecta; Hymenoptera; Megachilidae
Source: RefSeq, a predicted model, not a curated record